AUGGCUUCGACCGUGGCGAGUUCCUUGGACUGCGAGUUCUUGCGCACGAACAACCUGCUCCGAAUCUUCGCCAAGCUUUUCCAACGGGCCGAUGCCGCUGAGCUGGCCAGCAAGCGGGAGGAGCCGAAGAAGCUGCAAGAGAUGGAGAAAUGCAAGAAAGAGGACUGCAGACCUGGUGAGGCCUCUGGUGGAUCCUGCUCUGGCAUCCGCUUCACCAGCUACAACAAGAAGCGGAUUCUGAUGAUGCCGGAUGCAGGCACUGCCGACGGCGCCGAUCGGGGCCUCCGCUUUGCCAUGCUGGGAGGUGGCGUGGACGACUUCUCGAACAGCGAGAAGGUGAUCUUUACACCUGGCUUCCACACACGCUUGCAAUACUUCGGCUACGACCCGAAAGUUGUCAUGCAUUUGUGGACGAAAGGUGACUCCAACGAGGGAGCUGCAGUUCCCCCGCGGACCUGGGCUUGCGUCGACCGGCCGCACUCGAAUCUCCUGGACCCCAGGCUCGCAGGCAGCGUGUUUGAAAACGGGACGCGCGCCGCAGAGAGCAGCGAGCCCGCCCCGCUGCAUUGGAUGCCAGCCGCCAAGAGCCGAGUCACUGGCGAUCUCAUCAGCGAGGUCUCCGCCGUGGCUUUCAGGACCGAGAACGCGGAGGCGGUCCCCAUGGGCACGGUGACCAUGACCGUUAACAUGACCUACGCCGGCGAAGUCCUGAGCAAGCUUCGGCUUAGUCCCAAUUUCUACUCCAUCGUUGCAGAUGCUGGCGGCCAGGUGGUCGCAAUGAGCCAACGGGCACGAGACGUCGUUUUCAGAGACGGCUUCAGCGAAGAAGAACUCCGGAACCCGUCCGGAGAGCCGGCCUGCAGCGCAGAGCGACGGACGGGCUGCUGGUGGGCGCCGCCCUCGCCGCUCUCCCUCAAGAACGCAACGGACCCGAGGUUCAGCGGCAUCGACUUCGAGAGCAUUCUCGCGACGGUCUUCAACGCCUCGAUGAAAAGGGAGAACCUCUGUUCCAUGGGAGUGAGGACCCGGACCCUUCACGUUCCGAAGGGUAGUGACCACUUGGCCGUCUUCUGCAGGCUGAUGGCCAAUCCAGAGUGGGCGAUUUUCCUGCUCGCGCCGCUGGAGGAGCUGCAGACGGCGGCCACAUUCACCGUGGACAAAGAGAACAUCACCAAGGACAAUGUAGGCAAGAACGAAGACCACGACGGCAAGGACACGGUCACCCUCCACAACACGGGUCGCGUGGCACUUCCUUUCCAAGUCACCGUCAGUGCAGGGAAGGGGGACAACAGCAGCUGCAUGACGGUGUCGCCCUCCAAUGGUACGUUGGCCCCCAAUGAAACCGCGAAGCUGCUCCUGAACUUCGAUCUGGACACUUUUGGCUAUGGCACCUCCAGCGGCUGGAUCAUCGUUCACCCAGACACUUCGGAUGACAGGGGCGCCUGCUUCCGAAAGAGCUCGUGGACCAGGUUCUCCUUGACUCGGCCGAAGCCACGGGGGUUCCUGAAAGAGGCGAUCAUCCGCAAUGGCAUCCCUCUGUCCGCGGCGCUGAUGCUGGCCCUGGCCAUGGUUCUCUACCGAGUGGUCUCUUCCUUGCUGAACUCCUACUACGGGAAGCUGGCCAAGGAGCGGAGCACCAUCGAGAAAGCGCUUUCCGCCACCCAGGAGGUCUCCUUCCCCAUGGUCCUGCUUCAGGUGCCCAUCUUCAAGGAGCUCGGGAAGUUCGUGGCCUUCGAGAACACGCUGCAGCGCUCCACCUGGCUCCACACCAUCCAGGAGAUCGACGACUUCCUGCAGAAGGCACUGAACAAGGUGAUCUUCAUGUCCCACCAGUGGACAGCCUUCGCAGAGCCUGAUCAUACAGGGAAACAAUACGAGCAGAUGGUCAUGGCCGUGGAGGAGGUGAUGAAGAAGUGGAAGUGGCAGGAAAGCAGCACCUACGUUUGGCUCGAUUACAGCUCCAUUCCGCAGAGGCACCGUCCCUCGCAGACAGCUGCGAUCAACUCUUUGACGGUCUACGCCGCCAAGGUCUCCGCGUUUGUGGUGGUGGCACCUCCCGUGAAGCACAAGGCCGGCGCUGCGGAAAGCGGAGACUUGGAGGACGAGUGCAACAAGGACACCUACCAGUGCCGCGCCUGGUGCAGGGCCGAGCAGCUCUCGCACCUCUUGGCCCAGGCUGGUGACAACAUGUUCCUGGCAGAGAGCGGCCAGCUGACCCCGCUCGACGAGGUCUGGCUGCAAAAGUCGAUCCAGGUCUUCGGGGAGGACAGCCAGCUCACCUGCUGCAGGCGCAAGCACGAGGGAAUGGACAUGUGCGACCAGGAGCGUCUGGUGGUGCCCAUGCUGGGCCUCUGGGCCCAGCUCUGCCGAACGGUGAAGGCCGGCGGCGCGAACGAGAAUCUUCGGAAGAUCCACAAAGAUCUCUUGACCUUGGAGGCAGGCGUCCCCAGGAUCAAGAGGAUCUUCCCCGAGACGUUCAUGCAUGAGACAGAGAACGGGCAGGAGGAGCGUACCCUCUUCGGCAACCUUGUGGAGAGGCUGCAGGACACCUUGAAUCAAGAGCAGCCCGCUUCCGAGAAAGAGAAGGAGAAGCGCAACUUCAAGGCGCUGGCCACGGCCACUGCGGCGGCCGCUUCUCUUGCGCGCCGCCCCGACACCUUGGGCGUGCCGGCUUCGGACGAAGCUUCGGGUAGGCGCUUGAGCCAAGUCCUAUCUCCGCCGGAGGCUUGA
Messenger RNA from Symbiodinium necroappetens, 2730 nucleotides. Lineage: Eukaryota; Dinophyceae; Suessiales; Symbiodiniaceae. The record is from the annotation of a GenBank genome assembly.